UGCGCACUCGCAUGGCAACAAGUGGCUUGUCACUUUGUAACAGAACUGCGGAACGUGGUGCUGACGUCACCGGCCCAGCCAGGUGGCAUUCCGAGAAGAAGAGGCGCGUUCACCUCUCAGUAAACGAAUAGCGGACCCGAGAGGAGCAGUUCAACAUGUCUUCGGCGCAAGUCUCCUCGUCGAGGAGACAGUCGUGUUAUUUGUGUGAUUUGCCGCGCAUGCCGUGGGCUAUGAUUUGGGACUUUACGGAGCCCGUGUGCAGGGGUUGCGUGAACUACGAGGGCGCGGACAGGAUCGAGUUUGUUAUCGAGACAGCACGCCAUCUGAAACGGGCUCAUGGCUUUCAGGAGGGGAGAUCCCCGGGACCUGCGCCUCCGCCUGCAGUUAAGACGCAGACGGGAAUGUCAUCCAAGGAGCAGCUGAAUCAUGUGGACGGCUCGUCUAAACAACAGCAGCAACAGCAGCAGCAGACCGGGAUGGACCGCUACGCACUGAAUACGGAGAGAUCACGGUUUGAUUAUUCCAGCAUCGGCGCGCACAGGCUUCCCAACGGGAUCGGUGGACCAAACGGCUUUCCCAAAUCUGACGAUGGGCCACCCGAAUUGAACAGGCAGAGCCCGAAUUCGCGUCGGAGCCACGGGCUGGUUACGGUGUCGGGUCAGAUGAGCGUGCCGCCAAAUUUGCUUCCGCAGACCCUGCUGAACGGCCCACCGUCGGCGGCGAGCAUAGCCCAGCACAGCCUGACCGGACGAGCACCUCCGGCGUCGGGCAGCAUCGGACCGGGGAUGACACUGUCGGAGCAGGGGAAAAGACCUGGUUCUGUUUCCAGCACGGACCAAGAGAGAGACCUGAAAGAAAAGCAGCGUAACGCAGAAGCUCUGGGUGAACUCGGUGAAAGUUUGAGGAACAGAGCGGAGGACUGGCCAAACAAACCCAAAAUAGUAAGGGACACAUUAAUUACGCUUUCCAAUUGCACCCCGUUUGAUGUGAGGUUCAAGAAAGACCAUUCUCUUAUGGGCAGAGUGUUUGCUUUCGAUGCCAUUUCAAAGCCAGGAAUGGACUAUGAACUAAAAAUAUUCAUUGAAUAUCCCAGUGGAUCUGGUAAUGUGUUUUCCAGCGCGUCUGGUGUAGCUAAACAGAUGUACCAAGACUGCAUGAAAGACUUUGGCAGGGGACUCUCGUCUGGGUUUAAAUAUCUGGAAUAUGAGAAAAAGCACGGCUCUGUUGACUGGAGACUCCUGGGUGAUUUACUACCGGAGUCUGUGCGUUUCUUUAAGGAGGGACUCGGCGGUGAAAUGCUACCCCAGCCUUACAUCGACGCCAGCUGCCCUCCGUUGCCCUCGCCGCUGGUGAACAUGCCCCGGGCUGUGGCAUCGGGCAGCGCGCUCAGAACGGGCGUGCGUAAACGUAAAGCCUCUCCAGAACCGGACUCGGCGGAGAGCGAGCAGCAGAGACAGCAGUGGAUGGCGAGUCAAAGCGAAGCCCUUAAACUAACCAUGGCAUCCGGACCGUUCGCAGCUUCCCACGGCGGACCCCCACCCCUCGGAUCCGUCCACUCCAGCCGAGCCACACCACCCGAAUCCGCCCCCCAGAACGGACAGUCCCCCAUGGCUGCGCUCAUGUCAGUGGCAGACACUUUGGGUAACGCGCACUCACCAAAGGACAGCAACUCCGUGCACUCCACCACGUCGACGCGACACAACAGUAGCAGUCCGGUCUCCCCCGCUUCUGUGUCCGGACAGCGGCGUUUAGCCUCCCGAAACGGGGACAUUGGUCUAGCCGGGACACCUUCCCAAUCCGGUGCGCAUCAGGGCAUGGAUCAGGUGCAUCCUCAGAACAUUCCAGACUCGCCCAUGGCAAAUAGCGGACCCUUGUGUUGUACAAUCUGCCACGAACGUUUAGAAGACACACACUUCGUCCAAUGUCCGUCAGUUCCUAACCAUAAGUUUUGCUUCCCGUGCUCCCGGGAGAGCAUCAAAGCGCAGGGGGCCACGGGAGAGGUGUACUGCCCCAGCGGAGAGAAAUGUCCCCUGGUAGGGUCAAACGUGCCUUGGGCUUUCAUGCAAGGCGAGAUAGCGACCAUUUUAGCUGGAGAUGUCAAAGUAAAGAAGGAAAGAGACCCUUAAGUAUAACUAUAUAUGCUUCCUGCAGCAGAAACAGUCAAGUGAAGCGAGUAUAUUAACGGCUGUGUUUUAAAACCCCGCGAGUUGCCAACUAAACCGCGUAUUCGGGCAUCACAGGUGCGCGCGGCAUUUUUGGGCAUCAUUCAAACUUAAAACGCGCCUGAAGUGAAUAAAGAUGCGGUGUGUGUGUGCAGCUCGCUGGGUUUUAAAGCACAGCUCUAUUUGUUGUGAAUAUUGAAGUUACAGAAAUAGUCCAGUGUACAGAGACAUUUGCGUUUCGCCACGGAGGGGGAGGAGGCGGUGUGCGUGGAAACAUUUUUACGGCACUUUUACGGUUUACGUUAUAACGUUUCUAUUCGAUUUCAUACUCGUUUCCACAUCUUCAUGUACAAUCCCAAGCAAAAAUAAAAUUUUUAACGAAUACACUUUUGUGGUAGGUGUAACAAACGAAGUGAGUCUAAGAGAGGGCGUUUGUUGUUUUUUGAUCUUGUCAUUUUUUUAGUAUGAUCUUUAAAACAGCGAUUUUUAAUUUGUAUCCCGUGGUCUGAGAAUACAGAUAUAUUUUAUUACGUGAUUUCAUUCUCUCUUUUUGCUUUGAAGUUGCACGGACGCUUUAGUAGAGCUGAAAAUACUGUACAUGAAAAAAAGAAAAGCUCUGUUUGUUUAUACAUAUUUCUGUAGUAACAGAAGACUUGUAAUGUGCCUUGGAGCGGAGUAAAUUGUAAUAAAUUCAUUGAUAUUAACUCUUUGUGGCGUGUUAAUUUGUUGAGGUAGAAGGAAAUAUUACUCUUAUAUUUAUUGUAAAGUUGACUUAUUAUUUGUUCAUUAAACCAGAAUAAUGUUUGCA
Molecule: messenger RNA, 2970 nt
Organism: Triplophysa dalaica
Lineage: Eukaryota; Metazoa; Chordata; Actinopteri; Cypriniformes; Nemacheilidae
Gene: irf2bpl
Product: interferon regulatory factor 2 binding protein-like
Exons: 1
Coding region: 156-2126 (656 amino acids)
Biological process (GO): regulation of transcription by RNA polymerase II
Cellular component (GO): nucleus
Molecular function (GO): transcription corepressor activity
Source: RefSeq, a predicted model, not a curated record